AUGAAGAAACUAUUGAGUCUGCAGCUGGGCUCCCACGCUCACGGCGCCUUUACCGGCAUGCCGCACCCGCAGCGGUCUCCGCGGGAGCCUGGCGAAGGGGACGAGGAUACUGUCUCCGUGGCUGGGCGGGUCAGCGGAGACAUGGAGCCUGUGACGCUCUCCAGAAGAUCCUCCGCCGUCAGCAGCUCGAUCGCGACGACGCCGCGUGGGACGAGGCAGCACCAGGGAGGAGGAGAGAAGCAGUGCAAAUGUUGCAAGAAAGGCUGCACGCUCGUUGGCAGGCUCCGCCAGCAGCUGCAGAAUCUGCGCGAGGAGAAGACGCAGCUUGAGAAUCUGAUUUCCAUGCAGACCAUGACGCUCCAUCAGAUCGACCGCGACGGGAGGCAGAUGGAGAAGAUUUCCUCGGAGCGACUCGAGAGCCAGCGCAAGCUUGCUGCCCUUCUGCAAGAUGAGCAGCGAUCGACGGAGGAGAGGCUGAAGGCGGCCGCCGAGGCGGUCACAGCGCUUCAGACGGAGCUUAAUCAGGUGCAGCAGCACGCCGACUCCGGACUUCAGAGCCUGCGAGAGCAGCUACACCAACAAACCGCAGAGGCCGCCCACGCUGCGGGGAGAGCUAGUCAACUAGAGGCGGAUCUCGAAGCCGCGCGGAAAUCUCUGGAGGAUCAGAGAGCGGUUGAGACGCAGACGUCGCGGGAAAGCGACUUGGCGCGGGAGAAAGCGAAGGCGCUCGAGCUGGAGCUCGAAAAGAUUCUCGAUCAGAAGAAUGCGCUAGAGAAGCUUCUGGAGGCUGAACAGCAGGCCGCAGACGAAGAGCGCGAGGGAUGGCGGCGCAAGCAGGAGGAGCUCGAGAGGGAGUUCAAAUAUGUGCUGGAAGGAGAGCGCGAGACCUGGAAAAAGCUCAAAGAAGAGAGAGAGAAGGAACAUCAAGAGCUGCUGGCGAAGGCCCUCGCAGACGUUCGAGCCAAGGACGAAGAGCGGGAGAGGAGACGCGAGGAAGAUGAGGAGGAUCGCCGCCGAAAGCGCGACGCCGAGGACGCCGAGCGGAGAAAGAGACUGGAGGAAGAAGACGAAACGAGGAGAAAGAAACGCGACGCGGAAGACGAAGAGCGGAGGAAAAAGCGCGAGCAAGAUGAAGAGGAACGCGCACGUGAGAGGCAGGCAGCGCGAUCGAAGAUCCAAGAACUCGAAAGGCAGCUUGAAGAGGGCGAGGCGAGGACUCAGCAGCUGCAAACGAAACUCAAGGAGAUGGAGGAAACGCAGCAGAGUCUUAAACGGCAAUCCUCGGAAGAAAAGCAUGCCCUCGUCAGCGAAGUCGAGGUCCUCAUGGCUCAGGCGGCUCAAACUGCAGACUACCGCGACGUGACAGAGCAGCUGAAGAAGGCGGAACGAGAAAACGAAGACCUGGAGCUGCGCAUUGAGGCACUCGUCAGCGAAAAGGAGGCGGCGAUUCGCGAAGCGGCAGCGGCUGUAGAGAAGGCCCAGGCGGAAGUCACGCGUCUUGAGACGGAGAUUCGCCGAAAGGACAACGAAAUCGUAAUGUUCACCCAGAGCGCGGGGACGAGCGAGGAAGAAGAGGAGGAGCGAGACGAAGGGCCUGCAGCGCGCAUCUUGCGGAGGAAUUUGCGGAAAAUCGAAAAACUCGAGGCGGAACUAAGAACCAAGGAAGCGGCAGUCCACGACCUGGAGACGAAAGUCGAUCACGUCCUGGCUAGCCAGAGCAAUGCAGUGAUGAACUUGGCCGCCAAGGAGGCGGAGCUCGCGCGCGCGCAGAAGACAAACGAAGACCUGCAGCGGCGCGUGGAGGAAGACAAAAAGCGCCGAGACGAGAGGCAAAAGGAACUGAUCUCGCUGGAGGAUGAGCACAAGGCUCUGCUGGAAAGAAACGCGGAGCUUGUCAGAGAGCUCGCGAAGGGCGGCCAGAAGGUCGCAGCCUUGGAGGCGAAUCUGCGGACGGCUGAGCAGAGUCUGCAGGGCGUUAAAGAGGAGAUGAGUGCGAAAUUGUCUGAGACUGUCGCGCAGGACGAGCAAGAGAUCAAACGGCUCUCGAAGGAACUUGCUGAGGCGCAGAAGCAUCUACAGGAGGGCACCGCGGAAGACGCUCGAGCUGUGGAGGAGCUUCAGGGCUUGCUGGAACAAUCGGGAAAGCUGACGAUGGACCUCGCGGAGAAAGAGGAAGAAGUUGGGCAACUGCGCCAGCAGAUUCACGUGCUCGAGGAGAAGCUGAAACAACGCGACGAAGCGGCCGCUUCCAAAGCGAAGCUCUGUCGCGAUCUUGCAGCGCGUGAUGCGGAGCUCGCCGCCAUGCGCCAAAAGCUGUCUGACGCAGAGGAGGAGCUUCGACUGCGAGCGCGAUCGCGUGCUGGGAGCGAGUGGAAGGUGACGGCGCUGGUGCAGACGAACACUGAGCUGGUAGCGAAGCUCGCGAAGGCCGAGGAGGAGCUCGCAGCUGAGCGUCGCGCAGCUUCGCAGGCGAAAGACGAGACGAAGAAGCUCUCGAGUCAGCAACGCGACCAAGAGGAACAGAUCCACGCUCUCGUCAGGGCGAACACGCAGCUCGUCAGCGACUUGGCAGACAAAGAUGCAAAACUCAGCGAAGCGAACAGGACGCUGACGGCUCAGGGCACGAGACUCGAAAUCCUUCAGCCGCUCGAGGAGAAGAGCUCGCAGCAAGAGGCGCUGAUCAGCCACUUGGAGGCGUCCAAGGACACGUUGAGCGAUCAGGUCACGCGCUUGGACGCAGAGCUCGCGGCUAUGCGGAAGGAGGCUGAGGACGCGAACUCCGCAGCGAAGGAUCGCGAGGAGAAGACGAAACGCGAGAUGGAGGCUCUAAACAAGCAGAAGGCGGAGAUGGAAGGUCGGCUGGAUGCGCGUAGUGCGGAGCUCGCGCGAGCGAACGGCGAGCUUACCAAGCUAAGCGAAGAACUUCACCUCCUGAAGCUGAGCGGCCCUGCACGCGAGCAGGAGAUGACUGAGUUAAUCGAGGCGAAGGCGACGCUGAUGGAUGAACUCGGCAAGAAGGAGCGCGACAUUUCCGAGGCGCACAAGGCGGCCCGCGAGAAGGAGGCGCAGCUGCGGAGCUCCCUCGCCGCUGCGCACGCUGAGAUCGAAGCGAAGACGAAGCAGAUCGCCGAGCUCUCACAGUUCGGCCGCGAAGACGCAAUCACCAAGCGGGAGCGCAAAGAGAAGAUCGCGGCCUCUCACGCUGAGCUAGCCACGCUCAAGGCGCGGCUCGCUGAAACUGAAAAAGCCCUCAAACUUGCGAAGGAGGGCGAGGACGGGGAGGUGCAAAAACUCGUGGCGACGAAUAGUGCCCUCGUUUCUGAGUUGGCUGAGAAGGACGCGGAGCUCUCAGCACUCAAGCUCCGACUCGCAAACGCGGAGAAACAAAGCCAAGCUGAAGCCGCUCAAGCGCCUCGACGGGAGGAAAUGCAGCGUCUCUUGGUGGUGAACAGCGAGCUCACGACGCGGGUCGCGGCGCAGGAGGCGGAGCUGGCUGAGCGCCUUCAAGCGCUCGAGGCCUCGAAGAGCGAAAACGAGACACUCCGCAAGCAGCGCGAGGCGGCGAGUGCCGCGAACCGCGACCGCGGUUCCGACCGCGAGACCCGGCGCGCCCUCGACGCGCAGAAAGCCAAGCACGAAACGGCGAUGCGGGAGCAACUCGAACACGCCCGCGUGCUUCUCGCUGCGGAGAAGGAGAAGCGCGUCAUGCAAAACGUCAAGCUGCGCAAGCAGCUCUCCGCCGCUCAAGAGGCGAGGUCUCAACUGGAGCAUGAACGCGACGAGGCGAUCGCCGCGGCAGCCGCCUGCGCGUCGGCGCUCGAGCAGAGGCGCCAGGCACCGCCGCACUCGCCUUCCGCAUCUUCAGCAACUCAGUGUCCUGCGAAUGGCGCGGCCGCCGCAGAGUCCGAAGAAGCCGCGGCGGCCGGAGAGUCGCGCCUUGAGCAGUUUUCGCGCGAGAUUCAGGCCCUGCGCGAGGACGGCGCAGGCAUCAGCCCGGCUGAGGAGGCGUGGAUGCUGAACAAAGCGAAGAGCUCUCCAGCGGAGGUCACGGAGCUCCUCCGCGUGCACCGCGAAGAGCUGCGAAUCCGCGAACAGGCCCGCGGCUUCGCCGGCGCGCCGAGCCUGGCAGCGCGGGAGUCGCGCAGGCGAGGGUUGCCAGCCAGCGGCGAACUCGAAGACACUCGCAACCACGUCGAGCUGACGGCCGCGGAAGCUGGGUUCUUCGGAGACGACGGGCUCUCUGUCUUGGCAGUACUCGGCGCCGGGGAGCGCCCGCCCCAGCAAGUUCCUCUCGCGUCGCCACUCCGCGUGUCGCCUCCGCCUCCGUCGCUGUCCGCCGCGCGUCGACCGUCUCCUCCGCGGCUUUCGCCUCCGUCUCCGCCGCGUGGGCCGCCUCGCCCGCCGGCGCUGUUGUCUCCGUUGUCCCUCUUGGAGCCCAAGGCGCCCGACAGCCCUGUUUCUCGCGCCGCGGACGUUUUGACCUCUGUGGCGUUCUACCACCCCUCCAUGCUCCCACGGGGCGAGGGCAGUCCGCUCCACGUCGAAGAAAAAUUCCUCGAAAACCUGCAUGUGUAUCGCUACGCGCCCGCAGCCUCUGGCGCGAUUCCGCGCGCGCCGGCGCUGCCACAGUCGCCAGAGGAGAUCCUGAAAAACCCGUUUCCUCUCAUCCUCGCCUUGGCUGAACCCUCCCACGCUUCCGCCGAGACCAACGCGCGCAGGGACGCUCCCCCGUCGCCGUCCCGCCUCCCGCCGUUUUUCGCGCCUCUGCCUCUCUCACGGCCUUUCUUGGCGGCUAGGGGGGCGAAGCUCCCCGAGGCUCGAAAGAGCGGCGCCUCGAUUCGCCUGCUGUCCGCCGCGGAGCGGAACGCCGAGGGGAAGACCGGAGAAGACCGGAGGAGACGCACGCGAAUCCCCUCGCCAGCCGCCGCGCGGAAAUGA
Molecule: messenger RNA, 4938 nt
Organism: Besnoitia besnoiti
Lineage: Eukaryota; Apicomplexa; Conoidasida; Eucoccidiorida; Sarcocystidae
Product: putative trichohyalin
Exons: 34
Coding region: 1-4938 (1645 amino acids)
Source: RefSeq, a predicted model, not a curated record